Molecule: messenger RNA, 1311 nt
Organism: Recurvomyces mirabilis
Lineage: Eukaryota; Fungi; Ascomycota; Dothideomycetes; Mycosphaerellales; Teratosphaeriaceae
Gene: ENV7
Product: Serine/threonine-protein kinase env7
Exons: 1
Coding region: 1-1311 (436 amino acids)
Biological process (GO): regulation of vacuole fusion, non-autophagic; vacuolar protein processing; protein phosphorylation
Cellular component (GO): Golgi apparatus; cytoplasm
Molecular function (GO): protein serine/threonine kinase activity; ATP binding
Source: RefSeq, a predicted model, not a curated record
AUGUCCCAACCAACACUCGUCACGCAGCUCUCGCAUUACAUACUCGACGGCAUCUGGCAGCUCUCACAAUUAUGCAACUGCUUCCCCUCGAACCCGUCCCUGCGAAUCAAUGGUAGAUCCUUCAAGAUACUCCGACUUCUCGGUGAAGGUGGCUUCAGCUAUGUCUACCUCGUCCAAUCGCCUGGCGAUCCAACGCUCUAUGCGCUCAAGAAGAUCCGUUGUCCUUUUGGUGAAGAGAGCGUAAGCUUAGCACUGAAAGAGGUAGAGGCGUAUAGUCUCUUCACACCACACCCAAACAUCAUCCACGCCAUCGAUCAUGCUGUAGAGUCGGACCGAGGAGGUGACGCGGGCAGCAAGACAGUCUACAUCCUCCUACCAUACUACCGACGAGGCAAUCUUCAAGACGCCAUCAACGCGAACCUGGUCAAUCACGCCCGCUUUCCCGAACGAAGACUCAUGGUCCUCUUCCUAGGCGUCUGCAGAGCACUGAAAGCAAUGCACCAAUACCGCGUCAAAGGCCCACCAGGCGGAGAAAGCAGUCGUCGCAAAGCCAAGAAAGUCCGCCAGGAAGCUGCAGAAGCAGAUCACGACGCAGAAGAAGAAGUCAUCCAAGCGAACCAAGAGCGACGGAGACGUGACCGCGAUGACGAGGAUAUCGAGCAGGAACCGCUGAUGGAAGGUGAAGUCAUGGCUGCGCAAGAAGGAGUUCGGGAUGGUGAGAUAAGGAGCUAUGCGCAUCGGGAUAUCAAGCCCGGCAAUAUCAUGAUCAGUGACAAUGGCACACAACCCAUCCUCAUGGAUCUCGGCUCGCUCGCACCCUCGCCUACACCCAUCACGAGCCGAGCCUUAGCAUUACAAGUACAGGAUCAGGCAGCGGAGCAUAGUACGAUGCCAUAUCGCGCACCCGAACUGUUUGACGUGCAGCCAGAUACCACGAUAGACACAAAGGUCGAUAUCUGGUCAUUAGGCUGCACGCUCUACGCCUGCCUAAUAGGAAAAUCACCGUUUGAAGCUCGCAGUGAGGAGACGGGCGGCUCCCUCAGUCUCUGUGUACUCGGUGGCGACUGGAGGUUUCCCGACGAAGGGCCAGCUGAGGCAAGGAGAGGGAAGCAGAGAGUCAGUGAUAUUGAUCCCGAAGCGGCGAAAAAACGGAAGGAGGAUGCGGUUGGUGAGGAUGUCAAGGAAGUUGUGAGGGCUUGUCUUAGAGUUGAGCCCGCUGAGAGACCGGAUGUUGACCAGCUGAUCUCGAUGGUGGAGGCUGUUGUGGCAAAGUUGCCUGAUGAGGGCGAUGCUGCGCUGGAUAUGGAGUGA